Musa acuminata AAA Group (dessert banana) is the source of this 907-nucleotide messenger RNA. Its product is annotated as short-chain dehydrogenase ptmH-like. The record is from RefSeq and is a predicted model, not a curated record. The coding region runs from base 16 to 858 and encodes 280 amino acids. Gene Ontology annotation, molecular function: oxidoreductase activity. Lineage: Eukaryota; Viridiplantae; Streptophyta; Magnoliopsida; Zingiberales; Musaceae. Gene Ontology annotation, cellular component: endoplasmic reticulum. The transcript has a single exon.
AGCUGUUUUUUGAUCAUGGAUGGUACCAAACGAGUAGUGCUGAUCACCGGGUGCGGCAAGGGCGGCAUCGGCUACGAGUACUGCAAGGCCUUCGCCUCCCACGGCUGCUAUGUCUUCGCCUCCGACCUCCCCGACCGCCUGCAUGACCUCGCCGAUCUCGCGUCCGAGAACGUUGAGCCGCUCGAGCUCGACGUCUCCUCCGACGAGAGCGUCGCGGCCGCGGUGUCCGAGGUCCUGGCCUCCCGAGGCCGCAUCGACGUCCUCGUCAACAACGCCGGCGUCGGCAGCACCGGGCCGCUGGCGGAGCUCAACCUGGACGAGAUUCGGCGUGCGUGGGAGGUGAACGCGCUGGGCCAGGUGAGACUGGUGCAGGCGGUGGCCCCGCGCAUGGCCGCGCGGCGCAGCGGCCGGAUCGUCAACGUGGGCAGCGUAGUGGGCGCGGUCGCCACGCCUUGGGCCGGCUCCUACUGCGCCACGAAGGCGGCGGUUGACGCCAUGUCGGACGCGCUCCGGGUGGAGCUUCGCCCAUUCGGGGUACACGUCAUCAAGGUGGUGCCGGGGGCGGUGCGGUCGGGGCUGGGCCGGGCGAACGCGGAGCGACUGGCGGCGCGGAGCUGGCGGCUCUACGAGGGGUUCGAGGAUGCAAUUGCGGGGAGGGCGGGGGCGUCGCAGGUGGGGCGGGCGACGGAGCCGGGCGUUCUGGCGCGCCACGUGGCCCGGCGUGUGCUGAGCCCCCGGCCGCCGAGGGCGAUCGUGUUCGGCCACAUGACGGGCCUGUUCGCGGCGCUCGCCUGGUCGCCGCUUUGGUUACGCGAUUGGUUCUUCGCCAAGCGCUUCGGGUUGGAUAAGAAAUUAUAAGAGAAAAAAAGGAUCUCUUCUCUCCUCUAGCAGAUAUGAUCAAUGCGAG